CGUCAGUUGGUCCUGAAUGAAACUAUUUUACAAAUCACACAUGUCUAACUAAACAUAGAGUAACUCUAGUCGUCAUUAGCAGUGGGAUUAGAUGCAGAUAAUGUUUCAACAUCAACAAGGAAUUUUGAGGAUUUUUAAACAUGGUCGCCAUUUUAGAUUCUGGAUGUUUUUGGACAUUUAGGCCAAGAUCUUCCUACAUCUGUAACGACACUAUGAUUCGAGAUUGACGAAGAGAUGUCUGUUGAGCCCACAUUCCAGACCCCAGCAAGCCAGUCACCUGGUGCAGGGGCAGUUGCUGUAAGUGGAGAAGCUGCCCAGAUGCUGGCACAGUUCUGGCCAAAAGCCAUGCAAGACAUCCGUAAUCUAAAAAUGGAUGAUUUUAAGCAACAAGAACUUCCUUUAGCACGAAUCAAGAAGAUAAUGAAACUGGAUGAGGAUGUUAAGAUGAUCAGUGCUGAAGCUCCAGUACUUUUUGCCAAGGCAGCAGAAAUAUUUAUAAGUGAAUUGUCAUUGCGAGCCUGGAUACAUACAGAGGACAACAAGAGAAGGACACUUCAGCGGAAUGAUAUUGCCAUGGCGAUAACCAAAUUUGACCAGUUUGAUUUCCUAAUUGAUAUUGUACCAAGGGAUGAACUUAAACCAACAAAGCGUCCGGAAGAAAGUGGAAGAUCAUCAUCAGGGCUACCCGACCAGAUCCAGUAUUACCUACAGUUGGCACAGCAACAGGCUGCACAACAGGUUCAACAACAGGCUCAGCAACAACAGCAACAGUCACAAUCACAAGUACAACAGCAGCAGGCACAAGCUCAGCAACAACAGGCACAGCAACAGCAGGCUCAACAACAACAGGCACAACAACAACAAGCACAGCAACAACAAGCACAACAGCAGGCAGCCACACAAGUCCAGGCUACUACUGUCGUCCAACAGCAACCCCAAGUCGCACAGAUCCAACUCCCAGGCAAUCAGGUUCUACAACAGCAGUUCCAAGUACAGGCAGGACAAGUUCAGGCACAGACUGCACUUCCAGGGACAGCAGCAAUACAGGGUGCCACAGUCGUCACCAGCACGCCCCAGCCACAAGUCAUACAGAUUCAGGCCCCAACUCAGGUUCAACAAGUCCAGCAGGUCCAGGUACCAACUUCUUCUGCUGCCGCCCCAGUCCAACAAACACUGCAGCAAGUACAGAUUCCACAGGCACAACAACAGACACAGGUGUAUCAGCAGGUGAUCACAGCCUCUGGGGAGGUCCAGAACAUCCCGAUACAACUGACCCCUCAACAACUGCAGGCCAUACAGAUGCAGCUCCAGGGAAAACAAACCAAUCAGCCAAUCAUUAUCCAGCAGGCAGCUCAACCAGCUGUACAAAAUGUGCAGACUAUCUCACAACCGGAACAAUCACAGUUCAGUUCACAACAAGUGUACCAGAUCCAGCAGUUAGCUGGAGGUCAACAGCAAGUCUACAUACAACAGGCUGGAGGGGCCGAUGGUGACCAUGGCGAUGGUUCACAAGAGGCAGCAUAACCGGGACAGAAUCAUGCAAAACUGUUGUCAUCAUUGACAUGUUCAGCAAUGGGCCAGUAUUAGGGUUCGAAGUCUGUUGAUUGUUACCUUAGUAACCUAAUCACCACCAUUAAACCUGGUCGUCGGGUAUCUAUGACUACCGGAUACGAUAACACAAGUGGUGCAACUCGGCACAACAGUCUGAACACAGAAGUGUGAGUUAUGGUGAAGAUAUUACCUUGGCUGUAGGUUAUCAGAAAUCACCAUCCAGGAGAGACAAUCAUGUAUGUGGUAAACCUGGAAGGUCCCAGAUGAUCUCACUAUGGCAUUUAUAGGUAAACAUUUGAAAACAAAUAAAACUUUUUUGUGAGCCAACACAUUAAAAGCAACAACACCGUCUGCAUUAAACUUUGAAGAUCUGAUACAUUUAUCUAUGCUAUAGAAAUUUUAUCAUGAUUUCAUUUGUUAAAACUGUCUUUAUUAUUGUUAUGUACAGUAGUGAAAGUUUGAAGUAUGUUAGGCUUGGAAUGUGAGGAUGCAACUGAAUGCACAAAUCAAAUUUUUUUUUUUUUAUUAUCGUUUUUUUGCUUGCAAAUACAAUGAAAGUAACAGACAGUUCAUUGUUACCUGUAUAGCAUUCCUGUAAGAGUCGUGUACAUGUGUGGUUGAAUUCAAAAUACACUAGCUUUCGCAUAGACUAAUACUUGUAGUUAUGUACAUAGCCAUAGGGAUAGGUUCAGUGACUGAGAAUUGGUCAAAUGGAUACUGACCACUAGCUAGUUAGACGAGAAAGCGAUUGGCUUGAAGGAUAUUUUCCUUGUUGAGAGAUUUAUAUUGAUAUAGGAAUUGUCCUCUUUCCCUCUAGCAAUACCAGUCAUUGUUUACUUUAAAUUUUUCAAUUCUGCAUUUUGAGAUAAAAUUGCAAUUCAAUGCAAUUAAAAAAUAGUUUAUCAGUAAAUACUGUUUUGUUGAAGCUUAAAUUUAAUUGGGAGGGCAUAUAUUAAAAGCUGCACACAUUCAUUUUAAUAUGUACAUGUAUAUGAAAGGUAUAUACAUAUUGUACAUGCACAUGUAGUGCUAAAACUAAGUGAGGUGAUGGUGUGGCAGUUUACUGUUCAUUAUUUUUCAGGCCAGUAUGAUAUAUUCAUAUUCAACAAAAACACGAGUAAAUCUAUCUUUUGAUAUUUGUAAUAUACCUGGUAUCAGGGAAAAUAUGAUCGUAUUUGACCUAAUUAGUGCACCUACUCCUAUAAGCACCCCUUUUUUUCAGGGAAAGAGGAUGAGUGGCCUAAUUGGAACAUCCAAAGUUCCUUACCUCACUGAUCUGCCAAUAUCAUCUUCAGUCUUUUCAACUAAUGACUGGAUUGUUUUCACUAUAUAUAGAUAUGUAAAUGAAAAAAAAACAACAUUUUUCCACCUAC
Messenger RNA from Pecten maximus, 2924 nucleotides. Its product is annotated as nuclear transcription factor Y subunit gamma-like. The record is from RefSeq and is a predicted model, not a curated record. Lineage: Eukaryota; Metazoa; Mollusca; Bivalvia; Pectinida; Pectinidae. Gene Ontology annotation, molecular function: DNA binding; protein heterodimerization activity; DNA-binding transcription activator activity, RNA polymerase II-specific. Gene Ontology annotation, biological process: regulation of DNA-templated transcription. Gene Ontology annotation, cellular component: CCAAT-binding factor complex; nucleus.